Messenger RNA from Diplodia corticola, 1578 nucleotides. RefSeq names its product alpha beta hydrolase fold protein. Bases 1 to 1578 code for a protein of 525 amino acids. The transcript is spliced from 2 exons. The record is from RefSeq and is a predicted model, not a curated record. Gene Ontology annotation, molecular function: hydrolase activity. Lineage: Eukaryota; Fungi; Ascomycota; Dothideomycetes; Botryosphaeriales; Botryosphaeriaceae.
AUGGUUCAUCCAGAAAUCCACCUCACGACCCGUGAGAAGGUCCAGUUCCUCUGGCUCAUCCCGUUGAUCCUCUGCAAAACCGUCCUCACCGUCAUCUCGACCGUGCUCGCCGAGCCCCGCGCCGCCCUCAAACACCCCGUCCGCACCAUCGGCGUCAACCUCCUCCGCCACGCCGUCCUCACCCUCAGCUUCCGCCAAAAGCUCGCCGCCGACGUCGCCUCCACCGGCGACGCCGUCCGCGCCUUCUGCGCCGCCCGCAACCUCGCCCACUCCGCCGUCGCCGUCCCCGUCGACGCCGGCGGCCAUCUGCAUCCCGCCGCCGCCGCCGCAGCGCCGCGCCGCCGCCUCCACGACAGGGCCUCGACCUUCCAUGCCGCCCAAAUCCCGGACGCGACUCUGCACCUCAUCACCAUCCCUUCCGCCUCCUCCGCCUCCUCCGCCUCCUCCGCCUCCGCCUCCUCACCCCCAUCACCCCCACCACCACCCGGCCACGGCCGCGGCCGCACCAUCCUCUACCUCCACGGCGGCGGCUUCGCGCACCCCACCAACGCGCGGGGCCAACUCCCCUUCGCCGCACGCUGCGCCGAGGCCUUGUGUUCUUCUUCUUCCUCCUCUUCUCCUUCGUCGUCGUCGUCGUCGUCCUCAUCCCCGCCCGCCCCCGUCACCCUCGCCGUCCUCGAAUACCACCUCGCCCCCGCCCACGCCCAGCCCACACAGCUCGCGCAGUCGCUCGCUGCGUUGCGCACGCUGGUGGCGAUGAUGAUGGCUGUUGAUGGUGACGGCGGCGGUGGCAGUGGCGGGGAUGCUGCCGCCGCUGCCGAGCGCAUCGUUCUGCUUGGGGACUCGGCGGGGGGGAAUCUGGUGAUGGGGGUUGUGGCGGCGUUGAGGGAGGCUUCUUCUGCUUCUGCUUCUGCUUCUGCUGCUUCUGCUGGUGGUGGUGCUGCUGGUGGGGGCACGGCGAGCUGGGGCGGCGGCGGCGCGGCGGCGGAUGAGCUGCGGGCGGAGUGGUGGGGGGAUAUGCGGGGUAGUACUGGUAGUGGUGGUGGGAGGCUUGCGGCGGCGGUGGCGGUGUGUCCGUGGGUGGGGUUGGGGCCGUACGAGGGGGAGUCGUACGAGAGGAACGCGAGGUGGGAUUUUUUGAGCAAGGCCGAGUUGGAGGAGUUUGAGGAGGCGGCCGGGAUGCGGCGGGGGGUGGGGUGGGGGGAUAUGCUGGGCGCGGCGAGGGCGGCGAAGGCGGCGAGGGAGGAGGGGGAGUGUGAGGGGGAGGAGGAGGAUGUCGAGGAGACGGGGGGUUGGGGAGAGGAGUUUUGGAGUGGGGUGGUGAGGGGGGAGGGGAGGGUCGUGGAGAGGAUGUUGGUGACUGUCGGGACGAGGGAGGUUUUGUAUGAUGAUGUUGUGGAGUUUGUGGGGUUGAUGGGGACGGGAACGGUGGAAGGCGGCGGCGGCGAUGAUGGGAAGGUCGUGUUUGUGAAGGGCCCGAGGGAGGUCCAUGUUGGGCCUGUCGUGGACGUUGCCAUGGGGGUUGAGGAUGCGGAAGGGUCGCUGCAGGCCAUAUUGGAGUUUUUCAAGGGGUUGUAG